GUGUCGAAGCGCAAAGAGCUGGCACUGUUAUAUUAGAGAGAGAGAGUGCGUGUCUGUACGCGCCAGGCAGUGAUGUCCUCUUCUGCCAUGGAAGAGGGUCCAUAUCAGUCUGACACACAGGGCUGCAUGUUAUUAUGAAACUCUGAUCGACAGCGGGACUGAGUUAUUGCUAUUGUUGGGAUUUAACGCGCCCGGUGCGCCGGUGGGAGCGGAUGCGGAGAGCAGCAGCGGUUGCCGACGCGUCUCCAACUUGACCACUACCAGACAAUGGGAGCAGCUGAGCCGAGCUGCUGCAGCGCCAAGUACUACUACAACUGCUUGCCCCUGGGAGAUAAGUACGAGAAGAAGAAGGAGAACCAGAAACGAGAGGAGGGGGUAAAGAAGGAGAGGGAGAAGAAGAGACAGACGUGUUGUACCUGCAGCAGCAGCAGCCCCGGGACUCCCUCAGCAGCCGAUACGCACAGAUCCAGAACGACGCUCCGGUUGCCCCAGGGAUCCAUGUGAGACAGAACCUGCAGAUGUGAGAGAAAGCUCUCCUCUGUGUGCGGAUUUUAGGAAUAUAACACACCUGUAUUUGUUUCGGCGCUCCAGGGGCAAGAGGACGCAGGUUUUAGCAGUCAACCAGCCAAUGAAGGAAUAUGUGUAAUUUCUCUGUGAACUGCGGCGGAGCGCACAGACCGGACCUCAGAGUCAUCGCCUCUAGUCGUGUCAAGCAUUAGCAGCCUGUAAGCGGCUGCUGUCCUCUGAGACCAGAGACCCCCUCCGCCCCUGCCCCAUCCCCUCCAUUGUUUGUCCCCGGGUGUCCCCCCUCGAACCAAGACCUAGAAGAGCUCCCCCCUCACGGUCCCUUCCUCCCUCUGCCUCUGUCCGAGGUGCUGAAAACAUUUUCGGCCUGGAUUCAGUGGAUUUUCUCUUACGUCGGCUCUUGAGAAGUAAGCGGACAGGCAUGCUUUUAUGGAGGGUGAAGUGAUGGCCAUCCCACGGCUCGGCAUUGGAGAGUACAGGAUCUGACACGGACCCUCACCCACAGAAAAGCAGGACAUUCCGGGCUCACCUUGGAGGUCAUAAAACAUCAUCCCCGCCCUCCCCAGUCCCUGAUACCAGACCUUCUUUUCAACAUUUUCUAAAGAGUGUCCAUCACCUUCACAACCCCCCUUCAAAAAAUGAGACUCGCAAAAAUGUGCCGACUGAACCCGCUGGGGAUCUAUUUGUGGGAAACGGUUUUAUUUAUCAGCUUAGCGGCAUCAAAAGAAGCUGCGGCAAGGAAAGCUGCCACUCCGAUGCCACCGUCUGAGUUUCUGGACAAGCUUAUGGGAAAGGUCUCAGGUUACGAUGCCAGAAUCCGACCGAAUUUUAAAGGUCCACCUGUCAAUGUGACCUGCAACAUUUUUAUCAACAGUUUUGGCUCCAUUGCUGAAACAACAAUGGACUACAGAGUGAAUAUUUUCUUGAGGCAGCAGUGGAAUGACCCCAGGCUUGCUUACAGCGAGUACCCCGACGACUCACUGGAUCUUGACCCAUCCAUGUUGGACUCCAUCUGGAAACCUGACUUGUUCUUCGCCAAUGAGAAAGGGGCCAACUUUCACGAGGUCACUACUGACAACAAGCUCCUGCGCAUCUCUAAAAACGGCAACGUGCUCUACAGCAUAAGAAUAACUCUGGUCCUUGCCUGUCCGAUGGAUCUGAAGAACUUCCCCAUGGACGUCCAGACCUGCAUAAUGCAGCUGGAGAGCUUUGGCUACACUAUGAAUGACCUGAUCUUUGAGUGGGACGAGAAAGGAGCCGUGCAGGUGGCAGACGGCCUGACGUUACCUCAGUUUAUACUUAAGGAAGAGAAGGAUCUGCGCUAUUGCACCAAGCACUACAACACAGGUAAAUUCACCUGCAUCGAGGCUCGUUUCCACUUGGAGCGUCAGAUGGGCUACUACCUGAUCCAGAUGUACAUCCCAUCCCUGCUCAUCGUUAUCCUGUCCUGGGUUUCCUUUUGGAUCAACAUGGAUGCAGCGCCUGCCCGUGUUGGUCUGGGAAUCACCACCGUGCUGACUAUGACUACCCAGAGCUCUGGCUCCAGAGCCUCCCUGCCCAAGGUGUCCUAUGUGAAAGCCAUUGAUAUCUGGAUGGCAGUCUGUCUGCUGUUUGUCUUUUCGGCCUUGUUGGAAUAUGCCGCCGUGAACUUUAUCGCCCGCCAACACAAGGAGCUGCUGCGCUUCAGACGGAGGCAACGACACAUGAAGGAGGAGGACCCGGGCGAUGGGCGUUUCAGCUUCCCCGGGUAUGGCAUGGGUCCUGCCUGCCUACAGGCCAAGGAUGGCAUGGCCAUCAAGGGCAACAACAACAACGCCCCGACCUCGGCAGCGCCCGAGAAAAGCAUCGAGGAGAUGAAGAAGCUGUUCAUCAGCCGGGCCAAGCGCAUUGACACGGUGUCCCGCGUGGCCUUCCCGCUCGUCUUCCUCAUUUUUAACAUUUUCUACUGGAUCAUUUACAAGAUCAUCCGCAGUGAGGACAUCCAUAAGCAGUAGUUCAAUAGAGGAAAAGGGCGACAGUGACAUGAAGCAAAGGAAGCAGCAAAGCAAGUUAAAAAUAUGAGACAAAAGUGACUUCAAGGCAGAUUAUAUUGCCCUCCUUUUCCAUCCGUAUCUCUUGUCCUCUCCUUUACUCUCCUUCACUUUGGUCGAGGGUUUGCUGCUUUUUGCAGCCCCCUCAAAAUCCAACCUGACCAAAUCAUUUAAAGAUGCUUUUUCCUCUUUAUCCCUGCUCCUGAAUCCUAGACCCUUUUCCUUUAUCUUCAAUGUCCCUUAACAGUCCGGACCAGUGCAAUAGCAAUGCAGUAAAAUGCAUGAUAUAUGAAUGUGGCAAUAUGUCGAAGAAGAAACGUUAAAAUCUAAACAAACUUUUCAAGGAACACAGAGGAAAUGAUUUGGGAGUGAAACGACUGGAACAAAAGGAGACAAAAGACCUUGUAUUUAAUUUUAGCUUUUUUUGUGAAGACAAAUAUAUAACUCUUUGUGGAAAUAUGAUGUAGAUGGGGUAGCAAAGGUGAAAGUGGCAUACAGCAGUGUAAUAUAAUUAUUUACCGGAAUCGGAAAAUUUAUGGACCAUGCCUCUAAGGGUGGACAGCUGGAACAAAGGAUGUUUCAUCCCCCAAAAAAUAAAAGAAAGAUGGCGGUUCAGUGCUUCCACUAAAUUAAUUGAUGCAAGGAUCAUGCAUUCUAUAUAUAUAUAGAUUUGCUUCAAAUAUGUAUUGCAAGCACUUGUCAAAGCUUUCCCUCCCUCCUGCUGCCAAUGCCACAAAAGCUACAGAGAAACUUGAAGUUUGUCGCUGCUGGACUAUAAAGAAAAAAAAAAAUGAAGACACUAAAAACAUAAUGGACACCCAGAGCUGAUUAAUACUUGUGAUCAACAUCUAUCAUUUCCUAAUUACUUUCAGUCUGCAUAUUUGUGUUAUUUGUUUGUUGUUGUUUUUUAUUUAUUAAUUAUUAUCGAUAUUAUUGAUAUACGUGCCAACUAAACUUGUCCCUUGUUGCUGUGCAUAUCUCGUCAUUUCUGACCUUUUCCUCUGGAGGGAGGGUGAGCAGUUUGAUGUCUUUUUAGGAUUUUGUUUUGAUCACUAAGAUUUGAGUUCAAUGCCAUCAGCGGAAGAAAGACCAGAUCGAUCCUUGACCGGAGUAAAAAAAAAAUGCAGAGUCUGAUUCAUUUUCCUUCGCUGUAUUGGUGAGACUAAAACAUCCUUGUGUUGAUAUCACAGGGCUUCCUUGCUUCAACCCUGCCUCAAGGUGACACCAACAUCCCCCCGCCUUUCUUAAUCCCAAGCAAGAGGACAACAUGUCUUAAAUCAUCCAGAUUAUAACACAGAACUUUACCUCCAUCUCAUCCACAUGACCCAGCUGUAGCUCGACACUUAAUGGAACUACAUGGUCACAAAUGCAGAAUGCAUUAACUUGAUUUGUUUCACUGCAAUGGGUUUAAUCGGUCAGGCUGGUUUAUGUGAUUGAUUGAUAAUUUUGCUUUGCACCAGGCUUUUCUAUGCAAUGAUCAGUAUAUGCAAUUUUAAUUUUAACUUCAUUGCUCUUCCAUCUCAAGUGGCUACACUUUAUUGAUAGUGAGAAUGUUGAGGUAGUGGCCUCUUUAAGGCACUUUUGGCCAAAAAGCAUGCAGAUGACUGCAUGAAAAACUAGUCUUUAAAAGGAAAUGGAGCCAAAUCUUGCUUGAUAUCAUUUUUUUCCCCUGUUUAAUGCACACAAGAAUAUCAUAUUUGUUAAUUCUUCUGCAUAGUAAAUGCAGAAUAUCCCUAAGUGCUUAUUUGUUUUGAAAAUGUUUUGAACAAUGAAAAUCCUGGAAAAUUACCAGUUUUUUAAGCAAAGAUGAAAAUAUAGAAUUAAUAUAAUAGAUGUUAUUGUUGUGAUACGAUUUAGAAAAGAGAUUUAUUUAUACUAAUGACAUAAAAUGUCUUUUAGCACCUAACAAAAAACACUAAAUUGCUCAAAAAUGUAUAAAUUGAGGUUGAAAAUUCCUGGCUUAACAUCAGUAGCUAAGAGCAGUCUUUCCUGUGAAAUCUAGUUCACUCAUUAUUCAUUAGGAUUUUCAUAACAGGAAGAACAAAUACAAUACAUUGGAGGAACUAGUUUCAGGCACUUAUUUUUGGAGUAUAGAACUGAAAAAAAAAAUCAUAUAUAUUAUAGUCUAUUAUAAUGCUCCUGUUAUGCACAAAAAUAAAUCUGCAGAAUAUAUGUUUCAUUCCUUUGCAAACUUCAGUCUAAUAAUUGCCUAAACAGCUUUUUACCUCUUAGAGUCACAUUUUUUGAUAUCCUUGAAUAUGUCUAGUGGAACAGUUUAUCUUUCAAAUCAGAAAUCUGUUUUAUUCCAUCAUGAAUAUGUCCAAGGCUUUGUUACUGAAGAUAUGUCAGGCUGAUCUGAAGGGCUAAGCCACCUAUUUAUUAUUUCAUUCUGAUUCUAGACUUUAUAGUAAAAAGAUCCACAUAAAUGCAUAUCACCCCAAAAGAUAUGCCUUUCUUUCCAAACACAUGUUGGUGAAGCUGUUUCUACUCUUUAUCAUCCAACAGCAACUUUUUCAACUGAGAAGUUUUACAGAUCAAAAGUCAGUUUGGUCCAUCUAUCUUCUAACACUCACUCUAGGCCAAGUUGCAGGAGCAAUGCAUUAAGCAGAAAUCCCAAGACCCUUUUUCUUCCCAGCUACUUUCCCCAGCUUAUCUGGGGAUGCCCAGAGUCAAGAAAGUUAAUCUUACCGGUGAGUUAUGGGUCUCCCCCAAGCAAUUAUCCCACCAGAUGCCAAAACCAGUUUAGUUGGAUGAUUUUAAUCUGUAGAAGUAAUGAUUUUAAUCUUGGCUCCCAACAGUAGAACAAACAUCUCACAUUAUCAAUACAGGCCCAAAAUACUUAAGAUCCUGCUGUGACAGGCAUUGAUAUGACCCAGCGCCCAGGGCACCAGUCCAUCUGUGGGUGACAAAGGCACAGAGGCAAACGGUUAUCUGUGGAGUUGGCUGGAAAUGGGUUUCUGCUGCCUAUUGUGAUUGACGGCUGGAGGAGAAUUAGAAAACAUGGGAUAACAAUGUUGCUGUCUGAGACACUUAAAAUAGUAUCUGAGCUGAUGUUCACAAUUAACAACCUAUUUAAGUCGUUAUCGUCUAACUGUGUUUUUUUAGGGAUCAUUGGCCGCCUUUAAUCAUCUCUACACUGCAAAAAAUCUAAAUCUAGAUAAGUCAUUUUUUUCUAAAAAUAAGUGCAUUUGUUCUUGAAUUGAGGAGGUAAAAGAGACAUUUUGCCAAUGGAACAAGGCA
Molecule: messenger RNA, 5795 nt
Organism: Cyprinodon variegatus (sheepshead minnow)
Lineage: Eukaryota; Metazoa; Chordata; Actinopteri; Cyprinodontiformes; Cyprinodontidae
Gene: glra1
Product: glycine receptor alpha 1
Exons: 9
Coding region: 1164-2519 (451 amino acids)
Biological process (GO): regulation of membrane potential; chloride transmembrane transport; signal transduction
Cellular component (GO): plasma membrane; postsynaptic membrane; neuron projection
Molecular function (GO): transmitter-gated monoatomic ion channel activity; transmembrane signaling receptor activity; glycine binding
Source: RefSeq, a predicted model, not a curated record